Messenger RNA from Ochotona curzoniae (black-lipped pika), 668 nucleotides. RefSeq names its product phospholipase A2, membrane associated-like. Gene Ontology annotation, biological process: phospholipid metabolic process; lipid catabolic process; arachidonate secretion. Bases 11 to 445 code for a protein of 144 amino acids. The transcript is spliced from 4 exons. Gene Ontology annotation, molecular function: phospholipid binding; calcium ion binding. NCBI's taxonomy places the organism in Eukaryota, Metazoa, Chordata, Mammalia, Lagomorpha, Ochotonidae. The record is from RefSeq and is a predicted model, not a curated record.
AGCUCUCAGCAUGAAGACCCUGCUGUUGUUGGCUGUGAUCAUGGCUUGUGGCUUGCUCCAGGCCUAUGGAAACCUUUUGGAUUUCCGGAAAAUGAUCAAGUAUACAACUGGCAAGGAAGCUAUAACCAGCUAUGGUGCCUACGGCUGUCAUUGUGGCAAGGGUGGCAGAGGAACUCCCAAGGAUGCGACAGAUCGGUGCUGUGUCGCCCAUGACUGUUGCUACCGCCGUCUGGAAAAACAUAAAUGUGGCACCAAGUUCCUGGGUUACAAGUUCAGCAUGAAGGGUGGCAAAAUCACCUGUGCCAGACAGGACUAUUGCAGGAGUCAGCUGUGCCAGUGUGACAGAAUUGCAGCCCUCUGCUUUGCUAGAACCCGGAGCAGCUACAACAGGAAGUAUCAGUUCUACUCCAACAAGCAUUGCAGCGGGCGAACUCCCAGGUGCUGACAGCACCUCUGCCCUGGGCCUCCUGGGGCCCCACAGCUGGAUUCGCUUCCCUAGUACCCUCCCCACCUAUCCAGCCCUGCUCCCUGCCCAACAAGAAAACACGGGUCUCCCACCCUUAAGGCAAAGCAGGAGCCCUUCCCGCAAACCCCCAGCAGGAGAAACGCAAUGCUUAUGUCUGGCUAGGCCCUUUCUCCCGCUUCCUAGGGCUGUAGAUUAUCUCUCU